Arabis nemorensis is the source of this 900-nucleotide messenger RNA. The record is from the annotation of a GenBank genome assembly. Lineage: Eukaryota; Viridiplantae; Streptophyta; Magnoliopsida; Brassicales; Brassicaceae.
AUGUUGUGGAAUGUGAUUAGCCCCUCAUGGAAUUGGCAAGUGCAGAACUAUAAUGACCAACCACAGUCUGAUUUCUCGGAUGUCCCGGAGUGCACGAUGACUGAAGUCACAUUAAACCAGGAAGAUCACUCAUACAUGUUUGAUGACAUAGCCACCCCAGUGAAGGCCUGUAGCGAGUUAGCUUAUCAUGUCACAUCAGCAGACACGAACAAGAAACUAGAAGUGCAGAGUCAGACACGCACUGCACUAAAGAGGCGCCGGAUGUUACAAUUCGAAGACCAGCCUGCGGAAACAUCCCUUUUCAGCAGUGAGAAUUUCUCUGCAAUCUUAAAAUCAAGCGCUAGAGAGGAAACAUUUGAUGAGCUUUUACCCGAAGGAACUCAGCUUAUAGAUGGGUUUUCAGAAGAUGCAUCCGCCUCUAGCUUCGAGGGCCUUGAUCUCUAUGCUGAAGAGUGGUAUGUUGACUGCUUGAAUGAUGCUGAGAAUCCAGUUCUACCUGAUGACUUAAGCUUCGGUUCACCUGAUGUCCAAGUAGAUAUUUCAGAGUAUUUAAAUGUGCCACCAGAAACAGAAACCAGGGAAGUUCAGCGGCGUGUGACUCGUUCUUCUCCAAAUGUUAUCUUCAAAGGUAGGAAAUCUUUUACAAGGCCGGUUUCAAAGCUACCAUCUUCGAUCAUCUAUCCGUUUGCGUUCAUCAAGCCAUGUGGAGUUCACGGAGACAUGACUCUCAAGGACAUAAACCAGAAAAUCCGAAAUCCACCAGCAAAACCAAAGGAAGACAAAGAAGAGCCUGCAGUGAUCCAAACUUCAGCAUUCUCUGGGAAACCCGUUGUAGGCAAGACUAAAAUCCGCACAGAAGGAGGAAAAGGAAGCAUCACGAUAAUGAGGACCAAAGGCUAG